This is a messenger RNA of Vitrella brassicaformis, 1575 nucleotides long. NCBI's taxonomy places the organism in Eukaryota, Vitrellaceae. The record is from the annotation of a GenBank genome assembly.
AUGUACACAGGAGUGUCCAGUGGCGCGUUGAGGAAAGCGGUGCGUCCAGCUGACGCAUCGACCACCCCUUCUUCAAUACAGCCGCCAGAAAGGUACGGACAGCCUGCCCAGACAUCGUGGGUGCAUACGUCUCUUCGUCAGGUCUCAGCCUCUGUUGGAAGCCUUUGGCGACCAAUCGCGCCUUCUUCCUGUCGGGCUUCUGUUUGAAGACCCAUUUGGCCUGGAUCACUCGUCCAUCCGCCUCCUCACGUAAGACAUACUCAAACACACCCAGGUCAUGCAUGGCUUGAUGCUCUUUGUCCAUUGCCUCUAUCCAGCCCUCACAUUCAGGCCCUUCGCGGGCUUCCUGACAUGUUUUAGGCUCAUAGACGGUGUCAGCCAUCGGUCCUGCCUUGACGCUGAAUGCAUUCACAAACAGGUCAGGUAAACCACCCGCAUGGCCACGUGAGCGUCUCCUGCCAGCACUUCUCUGUCUCGACUGCUGUGUGAACAGGUGCGACCAGUCUGGUGGUGCGUCAGAGGUCCUUCCCGCAUUGCACAUGCAUCGUGAGGACUUCACUGCCAGGCAGUGGCAGCCCUUGCCUCCCCUCUUCGCGUCCAUCCGGUCCCCUCCUGUCUUCUUAUCCCCACACAGACGUACGACAACCGGUCCAUUCGCCACACCGACCUGCACAGCACGGACAUCGAAUAGAUGGUCCUCGUACAAGCGUCGUGGUAUCGUUCUCUCGCGUCCAGAGCGCCGUGGUGGAGGGACUGGUGGUGCUCGUCGGUCGAAAGCCAUCUCGCCCUCAUCGAUCGGCAUGAGUUCCAUUUCUGCAUCGCUCGGCUGGGGUCGGCUGCUGGGCCUGAUGCCGGUUCGGCAUCCAUCCCAUCCACCAUGUGGUCGUGCUAUGGGUUGGUGGCUCUCGGCUGCCCAUCCAUUUGGACGUCGCCUGACCCACUCGGCCCAUCGAACGGUUCAGCCCCGCCUGCCUGCACAUGGCCUUGCUGAUCGAGGUGACCCAUCUCCUCCAGCUCAUCGGGCUCGACAUCUCUUAUCUCGGGCUUUUCGGCAACAAUCGGGUCGCUCUCAGGAUUGACUAUCACAUCCCCUCUUCGAGCCGAUUGGUGCGCUAAGUCAGCCAGUCCAUCCCCUCUUUGCGCAUGGUCGUCGACAAGCUCAGGGCGGGCCUGCAGAGGUCCACCGAGUCGAUGGGUGGCUUCCCAGCUGGCCGGCACGAGCCGUCGAUGCCAAGUGCGCUUCUCGAGGAAACGAACAUCACGCGAGAUGAUGACGCGUCUUGUUUUGGGGUUCCACAUGCGAUAGGCGUCCUUGGUGCGACCAUCGUAGCCUAUCAGCAGCAUGGGAACUGCCCUGGCCGCAAAUUUGUGUGCUCUGAAGGGCUUCCGCACAUGGACGAAGCCAAGACAGCCCCACACACGCACAUGGCCCAGGUAGGGCCGGCGGGCAUGCCACAUCUCAUAUGGCGUUUUGUCCUCUGAGAGGCUCUCUGUUGGCAUUCUGUUCCUCAGAUAUGCCGCUGUGUCGAUGGCGAACGGCCAGAAGGCCUCGGUGAUGCCAUGACGAAGGAGUAG